GGCUGUGCGGGCACUACAGAGGUGCCAAGUGUGCGUGAGGCAGGCCCUCUAUUGCCAGGCUGGAAGUGCGGAGUGAUAUCUGGCCGUCACACGUAGUCUGUGGCCUGUGCGGCACUUUAUUGUCGCUCCUGUGGAGGAUCGGCUGUUCUUAUACGUGGCUGGAUUAGCUAGUCACAUUCCUACAGAGAGAAUUAUUGCGUAAUUUUGCGACCAGGCAAGAUGCAGAGCACUGCAAAUUAUCUAUGGCUACUCUCGGAUAUCUUGGGACAAGGAGCCACGGCCAAUGUGUUUCGUGGUCGCAAUAAGAAAACAGGAGAUCUGUUUGCAGUAAAAGUGUUCAACAGUCUAAGCUUCCUUCGCCCUGCGGAUGUUCAAACAAGGGAGUUUGAAGUGCUAAAAAAGCUCAACCACAAGAACAUUGUCAAGCUCUUUGCAAUUGAGGAAGAGAUGUCAGGUCGCCAUAAAGUGCUGGUUAUGGAGUAUUGCCCAUGUGCAAGCUUGUACUCCGUGCUUGAAGAACCCUCAAAUGCAUAUGGAUUACCAGAGUCAGAGUUUCUCAUUGUUUCCCGGGAUGUGGUGGCAGGAAUGAACCAUCUCAGAGAAAAUGGAAUAAUACACCGAGACAUCAAGCCGGGAAAUAUUAUGCGGGUCAUUGGAGAAGACGGGCAGUCAGUUUAUAAGCUGACUGACUUUGGUGCAGCCAGGGAAUUAGAGGAUGAUGAGCAGUUUGUUUCUCUGUAUGGCACUGAAGAAUAUUUGCACCCAGACAUGUAUGAGCGUGCCGUGCUUAGAAAAGACCACCAGAAGAAGUAUGGGGCCACCGUGGAUUUGUGGAGCAUUGGAGUUACAUUCUACCAUGCAGCAACUGGCAGUCUUCCCUUCAGACCUUUUGAGGGUCCUCGUCGUAACAAAGAAGUCAUGUAUAAAAUUAUUACUGGGAAACCAUCAGGGGCAAUAUCAGGUGUCCAGAGAGCUGAAAAUGGUCCUAUAGAGUGGAGUUGGGAUCUACCCCUUAGUUGUAAUUUGUCCUUUGGCCUACAAUCUCUUUUUGCUCCAGUACUGGCAAAUAUUCUGGAAGCCGACCAGGAGAAGUGUUGGGGCUUUGACCAGUUCUUUGCUGUGACUAAUGAUGUUUUCCACCAAAUUGUCAUCCAUGUCUUUUCUCUUCAGCAAAUGACACACCACAAGAUAUACAUUCAUGCUUAUGAUAAGCCUGCAGAGUUUCAUGACUUGGUGUACAAACAGACAAACAUCCAAUGUCCGAACCAGGAACUGCUCUAUGAAGGCAGAAGAUUAGUUUUAGAGCCUGGCAGACUAGCGCAGCACUUUCCUGCAACUACAGAAGAAAAUCCAAUCUUUGUGAUAACGAGGGAGAUGAUGACAGUUAUUGGUCUACAGUAUGAGAAAAUAUUGAUCCCUAAACCUCACUCACAUUAUGACUUGGACAUUGAUGCAAACAUGGCCAAGGCAGUAACUGGGGUUGUGUGCUACUACUGUCGUAUUGCCUUAUCAAUGCUGCUCACACAGGAACUGACACGGAAAGGAAUUUCUUGGCUCAUUGAAAUAAUAAAGGAUGAGUAUAAUGAGACUGUUCACAAGAAUACAGAAGUCACUCUGAAAUUUAACUUCUGCAACAGAACCAUUGAAAAAGACCUUAAGACAUAUGAACAUAUGAUGCAGAUGAGCGUGGAGUCAGACAUAUAUGAAAUACAUUCCAAGCUGCUACGGCUCUCUAGUUCUCAGCAAAAUCUGGAAACAUCGCUGCGGGAAAUCAAGAAUGACCUAUCUCCUGGGGGUGGUCUUACUGACUCCUGGAUUAAUGUUGAAGGCACACGCCCCAGUGACAGGAAUGUGGAAAAGAUGCAAGUGUUGCUCAACUUGAUCACUGAAAUCAGCUGUCAGUUCAAGAAGGAUAAAGCACAGCGCAGACUUCCAUACAAUGAAGAACAAAUACACAAGUUUGACAAGCAGAAACUGUGCAUUCAUGCAACAAAAGCCUACACCCUGUUCCAAGAUGAAUGUGUUAGCAAGUAUGAAUGCUUCCACAGCAAAUCCCAGGAGUGGAUGAGGAAGAUGAUGCUCUUAAGAAAAAAGCUGAUCACCCUCAAGAAUCAGUGUUUUGACAUUGCAGAGGAAGUGUCAAAGUGCCAGCAUUACAUUAAUGAGUAUCAAGAAAACAUGCCUCAAAAAAUGUUUGCUAAUCCUGGGGGAAUAAAGCCAACAGUAAACCCAAUCUACACAAGCCCUAACACUUUGGUGGAAAUGACCCUUGGAAUGCGGAAAUUAAAAGAAGAGAUGGAAGGAGUUGUCAAAGAGCUGUCGGAAAAUAACCACAUCUUGGAAAGAUUUGGGGCUUUGACCAUGGAUGGUGGCUUUCGAAAUGUGGAUUGCAUAUAGUCUGCUAUUCGGAAUGUGUUGAUCAACCAAUAGCCUCAUGUGGCAUUUCUUUGGACCUUAACCCUUGCCUGCUUCCUUUCCUGUAAUUUCAGUGCCAGAGAUAUAUGUAUAUAUGUACUAUAAUGUGAAUAUAUGGCAGUGUUUGGGUUCAUUCAUUUAAUUUAGGCCUCAUGCACACGACAGUGUUUUUUUUUUUUUUUUAUUGUCAGUGAUUUGGCUUCAGUGGUCAGUGUCCGAUUUUGCUUCAGUUGUGUUUCCUUGUGUCUUCUUUUUUUUUG
This is a messenger RNA of Bufo gargarizans (Asiatic toad), 2675 nucleotides long. It is a transcript of the gene TBK1, whose product is annotated as TANK binding kinase 1. The transcript is spliced from 21 exons. Gene Ontology annotation, biological process: peptidyl-serine phosphorylation. The coding region runs from base 220 to 2397 and encodes 725 amino acids. Gene Ontology annotation, molecular function: ATP binding; protein serine/threonine kinase activity. Gene Ontology annotation, cellular component: cytoplasm. Lineage: Eukaryota; Metazoa; Chordata; Amphibia; Anura; Bufonidae. The record is from RefSeq and is a predicted model, not a curated record.